UCACUAAUGUACAAGACCACAUCUCAAGAGCAAAUCAGGUCCAAUCUCCACCUAAAAAGUAGUUCACAAAUCACAACACUUGGUGGUUAUUAACUCUCCUUCACACAGAGACACAGACAUUUUCAUACACAAAAGCUUGUGACAAAACAAUGGCAGGUGUGGUUGAGAGCAGAGAAUGGCACUUGGCUGCAUAUGCACCCGAAGGUGUUCCAACGUCUGAUCAUCUCAAACUCCGUACAGUCACUUUAUCACUCGAUGUUGAUUCAAUUCCGGACCACCAUCUCAUUGUUCAGAACAUCUUCAUCUCCGUCGAUCCAUAUCAACGUACCCUGAUGUCUGGCCUUGCAGAUGGCCUUUACUUUCCUCAGACCCAACUUAACGAGGUGGUAAGCGCACCUACAAUUGCAAGGGUGAUUCGGUCAAAGGACAGUAGUUACAGGGAAGGUGAUAUUGUCCUCAAUCCUUUUGGUCCUAUUGCCGAAUAUUGUGUUUUACCAUCCGCGUUGCAUUUAAGGAAGGUUGACCCAGCAUCUGAGCUUCCAUUGCAAGAGUUUCUCAGUUCUCUUGGGCUACCAGGUUUUGCAGCAUGGGUGGGAAUAGAGGUACUAGGAGACCCAAAGCCAGGGUCAAAUGUGUUUGUUUCGGCUGCGGCUGGAGGUGUUGGAAUGUUUGCAGGGCAAUUGGCUAAACUCAAAGGUUGCAGGGUUAUUGGCAGCACUGGAUCAGAUGAGAAGGUAAAGCUCAUAAAGGAGGAAUUUGGAUAUGAUGAUGCAUUCAACUACAAAACAGAAACAGACUUAGAUGCUGCAUUAAGCAAGUACUUCCCUAAUGGUAUUGAUAUUUAUUUUGACAAUGUUGGUGGUGAGAUGCUUGAGGCUGUCCUCAACCAUGUUAACAGGCAUGCACGAAUCCCAGUUUGUGGCAUGAUAUCCCAAUAUAAGAAGAUCUGGACAGAGAGACAAGGGGUAAGAAAUCUGCUUAAUAUGGUAGGUAAGGAGGUGAGGAUGGAAGGGUUUUUGGUGGGUUCACAUUUGAAUCGUUUUGGGGAUUUUGCAAAGGAAAUGGAGAGCUACAUAAAAGAAGGCAAGAUUAGUUCCAAGCUCAAAAUCUACCAUGGAAUUGAGAGCUACUUGGAGAGCUUAGGCUCCCUCUUCACAAGCUCUAAUUUUGGAAAAGUUAUAAUUGAAGUUAAGAAAUAAUUUGAAAUUACCAACUCCAUGCUCUCCUGGUUUGAAUAAGCAAAUGCUGGGACUGCACUAGCAGUCAUUGGAUUUCUGAGCCAUGUUAAGUGAUUUGUAUAAGUAAAACUCUGUAUAUUCUUAUUGGAGUAAUGCAGCCUUUUUUUGCUUUAA
Molecule: messenger RNA, 1352 nt
Organism: Quercus robur (English oak)
Lineage: Eukaryota; Viridiplantae; Streptophyta; Magnoliopsida; Fagales; Fagaceae
Product: 2-alkenal reductase (NADP(+)-dependent)-like
Exons: 6
Coding region: 150-1199 (349 amino acids)
Molecular function (GO): 2-alkenal reductase [NAD(P)H] activity
Source: RefSeq, a predicted model, not a curated record